Molecule: messenger RNA, 1110 nt
Organism: Apiotrichum porosum
Lineage: Eukaryota; Fungi; Basidiomycota; Tremellomycetes; Trichosporonales; Trichosporonaceae
Exons: 2
Coding region: 1-1110 (369 amino acids)
Cellular component (GO): cytoplasm
Molecular function (GO): 2-oxoglutarate-dependent dioxygenase activity
Source: RefSeq, a predicted model, not a curated record
AUGGCUCCAGUCGCUCUUGCCAACACCCCUUCUCCCACUAUCGAGGCCAUCAAGGCCGCUGCUGUCGCAGCUGCCACUUCGCCUGUGGACCUCCGCACUUACGCGUCCUUUGACUCGACUCCCGCCAUUGGCACCGAGUUUGCCGCCACUGCCACCGACAACAAGCCCGCCCUUACCAUCCAGGACGUGAUCGCCGACCCUGCAAAGACCGUCGCCCUCGGCCGUCUCAUUUCGGAGCGCGGCGUCGUCUUCUUCCGCGACGGUAACAUCACCCCCGAGCAGCAGAAGGACCUUGUCCUUGCCCUUGCCCGUGCCGGCGGAGCCCCCGAAGAGAGUGGUCUGCACAUUCACCCUCUCACCUUUGAGAACUCGGAACUCGGCGACCAGAUCACCUGGAUCAGCAACGAGUACCGCGACCUGUACAUUGAGGGCUACAACCGUGACCUCCCGUCCAUUGUCCAGCGCAAGCCUGGCAAGUCCCUUUGGCACUCGGACAUUACCUUUGAGAAGGUUCCCUCGGCCUACGCUUCCCUGCAGAUCCGCGACCUCCCCAGCACUGGUGGCGACACCCUCUGGGCCUCGGCGUACGAGGCAUACGACCGCCUCUCGCCCUCGUUCCAGCAGGCCCUCGAGGGUCUCACUGCCGUUCACGACAGCAACGAGGCGUUCAAGGGCUACGCCAGCCGCCGCAACAAGCCGCUGCGCUCCGGCGAGCGCGGCCACCCUGACAACGUUGGCGACGACCUCAGCGCCAUCCACCCCGUCAUCCGCACCAACCCCGUGACCGGCUGGAAGGGAGUCUUCGUCAACCCUGGCUUCACCAAGCGCAUCGUCGAGCUCACCCAGCCCGAGUCGGACGCCCUCCUCAACUUCCUGUUUGACCACAUUUCGGCCAACCACGACCUCCAGGUCCGCUUCCGCUGGACUGAGAACGCCCUUGCCAUCUGGGACAACCGCUCGACCUUCCACGCGGCCACCCCGGACGUCGACGACGUGCGCCGCGCCGGCCCUCGCUCGGUCUCCCUCGGCGAGCGUCCUUACUAUGACCCCAAGUCGGUGUCUCGCCGCGCUGCUCUCGCCGAGCGCGCGGCCGCUGCCGCCAAGGCUUAA